UGGAAAAUGGAAAAUUCACCCAUUUCCCAUCAAGAUAGAGAAAAGUGUUAUAUGGGGAAGUUGUAGGCCGGAAAAUUUCCUACAAAAUAGGGCUAUUUGUUUUUUUUCAUACUACCACACUUGCUUGAUAUUAUCCCAAAAACAACCAAAGUAGCCAAAUUACCCCGUCUUCCCCUACAUAUCGCUGCUUGCUGCAGCAAUUACCGUAUCUGCUGUAGAAAUCCCUCUCUUGAUACGAUAAUUGCUGCUGCAAGCAACGAUAUCAAAACCAUACAAUUCGUUGAACACAAUAAACAUUUCAGUUGUGAAAGAAAAUUCCUCGAGAGUGGAGUGAACGUUUUUGCAAGAAUUAUUGAUUUUCUGCAAAGAGAGCCGAAUGAAAAAUAGAAUAGGGAGCUUAAACAAAAAUUAAUGGUGAAGAGAAAGUCUUUGAAAUAAGUUCUUUCAGAUGACCGAAAACCAUCAGUUUUCAUCACAAGACACUUCUGUUGUUGGUAUUGAAAAGCAUCAAAGGAACACAAACAUGGAUCCAAAAUCGGAAAAUUUACAUCUUAUAAAUCCAUUUGUACACAAGAUGGAACUGAUUGAUCCAUUGGAUAAAGUGAAAACUGCAGUCUUUACGGUUCUCCUUCUUCCAUUUCGAGUAUUCGUAAUAUGUCUGUUGCUACUAUUAGCUUGGUUUUUAGCCUGUAUUGGACUUUAUGGUCUAACCGAAGAAGACUUACGUUCAAGACCAAUGAAAGGCUGGAGAAGGACAAUUCAAAUAAUGACCGCUGCUGUAAUGAGAUUUUUAUUCAUGGCUGGGUCUUUCCAUCGGGUGCAGUUUAAAGGGGACUGGGCACCACCAAAAGAGGCCCCCAUUUUAGUUGUAGCACCACAUUCGUCUUUCUUUGAUUCAAUCGUGGUGGUCCUCUUAGGACCACCAGCCGUCGUUGCAAAAGCUGAGACGGCAUCUUUGCCAUUUUUCGGAAAGUUAAUAAAUUACACCCAACCCAUUUAUGUAUGGCGUGACGAUCCAAAUUCUCGUCAGAAUACAAUAAAGGCAAUAAAAGAAAGAGCUAAUUCACCUGAAGAUUGGCCACAGAUUAUAAUAUUUCCGGAAGGAACGUGUACUAAUCGCUCCUGCUUGAUAACAUUUAAAAAUGGUGCCUUCUAUCCAGGCGUUCCCAUUCAGCCAGUCUGUAUUAGAUAUCCUAAUGUCCGUGACACUGUUACCUGGACAUGGGAUGGACCUGGUGUAUUAAAAUUACUGUGGCUCACUCUUACACAAGUACACAGUGCAUGUGAGAUUGAAUUUCUUCCAAUAUACGUCCCAUCGCAGGAAGAAAAGGAAAAUGCCAAAUUAUAUGCUCAUAAUGUUCGCAAUGUUAUGUCCAAAGCCCUGGGAUUACCUAUAUCAGAUUAUACCUAUGAUGAUUGCAAAAUAUUAACACGUGCUAAAGAAAUGAAUCUUCCAUUUGCAUCGUCAAUUAUUGAUAUUGAAAAAUUGCGGAAAAGUAUUGGACUCAAAGAAACAAACAUUGAUGAAAAGCCAGUAAUGUUGCCAAAGUAUGAACUGGACUACAUUGAAUUUUGCCAAAAGCUUGAGAUACCACAAAAUCAUUCACAUGCACGAAAAUUGUUUUCGCUCUUUGACCCGGAAUCUAGCGGAGUUAUAGAUUUCCGGAACUACCUCCUAUGUACGCAAUUUUUAAUGAAACUGAAUCAACCUCUAAUAGAUUUAGUUAAAUCAGCUUUUGAGAUAUAUCAAAAUGAUUCAAAUGGUGUAUCGUGUGAAAUAUUUUACUUCAUAAUUCGCCAUACUUUGGGUGUUCCUGACGAAGUGAUCCACCUGAUAUAUUCACAAAUUGCAAAACAAUCAUCACAAGAGCUUAUAACAUUCGAUGAUUUUGCAAAGUACGCCAGAGGAAAAGCUGAAUUCUCAAAAAUAUUCACCGAAAAUGUUGAUUCCUGUGAAAAAUUGAAACAAGUCUAAGUCAUUGCUGUAUGUUUUAUUUAAAUUAAUAUUAAUGCUCAUUGCUCAUGUCAUAUUGAUCAAAUUUGUUACCUACGCACUAUUUAUUUAUUUUUUCUUUCAUUUGUCAUAUAUGAAAUAAUUGAACGGCGAUCCAAUGAAAAUUUUUUAAUGUUUUGUUUUAAUUUUUAUUGAAGAAAGAAUUUAAUUUUCCAAUUUGUAAUAUGUUUUGCAUUCCAUUUUUUUUUGUUUUAUUUCUUUUUUAAAUCAUUGUAAAGAUAAUAAUAUUUAUAAAUAAAUACUCUGAAAAAAAUUAUUUUGAAAUUGUGUCCAAUCGACAAGAUGCCCAAAAAUAUGUCUAUUAAAUUUAUGAAUAAAGUAUUUUUCAUGUUUAUUGUGUUGUAAGUUGUAAGGUAUAUUUAUGUAAUUAUUGUGAAUAUAAUUUGUAGUUCUGGUAAUUUAUUCUAUUUGUAUAUUUAGGAAUUAAAAUGUAAACUGAAUAAAAAAUUUCGUAGAAAA
This is a messenger RNA of Lutzomyia longipalpis, 2473 nucleotides long. RefSeq names its product lysophosphatidylcholine acyltransferase (gene LPCAT). The coding region runs from base 449 to 1975 and encodes 508 amino acids. The transcript has 12 exons. NCBI's taxonomy places the organism in Eukaryota, Metazoa, Arthropoda, Insecta, Diptera, Psychodidae. The record is from RefSeq and is a predicted model, not a curated record. Gene Ontology annotation, molecular function: calcium ion binding.